GGGCAGGUCAUAAUCUCAGCCGGACAAUCGCCAGGUCCAUUGUUCGUGAUCGACUCAGGACGAUGUGCUGUGUCUGUCCGGGGCAGACAGAUUGCUUUUCUUGAAGCAGGAGAAUGUUUUGGUGAAAUUUCUCUCCUCUCGGGUGAACCUAGGACAGCGGACGUGGUUGCUUUUACCAUUUGCAACCUGUUCUUGAUUCCUGCUCUGAGCAUCUUGCCCAUAAUGCAGAACAACCCUCUCCAGCCCUCUGUCGACGUGGAGAGACUGCAGCGUGCUGGAGUGAUCCUUUCUCACUGCUCGAGCGCUUGCAAAGAGGACAUGGCAGGUCGUGUUAGGCCGGUGAUCGCCAACGCGGGAGAUGUUCUGAUCCGGCAGGGAGUGUCGGGUCGGUCGCUCUUCUUCAUCGAGCACGGGAGCUGCGAGGUCCAAGUGGAUGGGCAGCAAGUCAGGACGCUGAGUAGUGGAGAUUGCUUCGGAGAAGUGAGUCUGAUG
Guillardia theta CCMP2712 is the source of this 492-nucleotide messenger RNA. RefSeq lists its product as hypothetical. The record is from RefSeq and is a predicted model, not a curated record. The annotation marks the transcript as partial. The transcript has 2 exons. Gene Ontology annotation, molecular function: protein-containing complex binding. Lineage: Eukaryota; Cryptophyceae; Pyrenomonadales; Geminigeraceae.